AAGAAGAACCGGUCCAAGAGGUAAUCGUUCCCACUCUAUCGGCUGUUCUCCAUCUCUUCGGUUCUCUGCACAGAGUGUCUUGCAUUUCUCUCUUCGUGACCGGCCGUGGUUGGUUAUCGUAGCCGAUACUUUUGUUCCCGAUUAUUCGUACCAUUGUCUUUUGGAUUGAACGUUUCGUCGCUGCUUGGCCAAGAUGUUGCUGAUCCAACCGUCGGAAGAGAUGUCGAAGCAGAUUCGCGUGGAGUUGAAUGAAAAUGUGGCGACACGCGAUAAGGAUGUGGAAGUCAUCAAGGAAUGGCUAUCUAAGCAACCACAUUUACCCCAGUUCGAUGAUGAUUACAGACUACUGACGUUUCUUCGAGGUUGUAAAUUCUCCUUGGAAAAAUGUAAGAAAAAACUGGACAUGUAUUUCACGAUGAGAACCGCAAUCCCAGAGUUCUUUACUAAUCGAGAUGUCACUUUACCAGAACUAAAAGAAAUCACUAAAAUUAUUCAGAUUCCUCCAUUGCCAGGCUUAACAAAGAAUGGACGACGAGUAAUUGUAAUGCGUGGUAUCAACAAGGAUCUUCCAACCCCAAACGUGGCAGAAUUGAUGAAACUGGUUUUAAUGAUCGGCGACGUACGUUUAAAGGAAGAAUUAGUGGGAGUCGCAGGAGAUGUGUAUAUUUUAGAUGCUAGUGUCGCAACGCCAUCUCACUUCGCCAAAUUCACACCAGCUCUCGUGAAGAAAUUCCUAGUAUGCGUGCAAGAGGCAUAUCCAGUAAAGUUGAAAGAGGUGCAUGUGGUGAACAUUAGUCCUCUGGUCGAUACUAUCGUCAAUUUCGUAAAACCAUUCAUUAAAGAAAAAAUUCGCAACAGAAUCUUUAUGCACAGUGAUUUGAAUACUUUAUACGAAUAUAUCCCUAGGGAAAUAUUGCCAGCCGAAUAUGGCGGCGAUGCUGGACCUCUACAAAAUAUACAUGAGACUUGGAUAAAGAAAUUAGAAGAAUAUGGUCCCUGGUUCGUAGAGCAGGAAUCAAUAAAAACGAAUGAAGCACUUCGACCAGGAAAGCCAAAGACUCACGACGAUUUAUUCGGAUUGGACGGAUCGUUCCGACAGUUGGUGAUCGAUUAAAUCUAGAAAUCUGUCAAUGAUGACAACUUGAUUAACUUUCAUCUCGGUGCUAAUUCGAAGAAAAUUCGCUGGAA
Messenger RNA from Apis dorsata (giant honeybee), 1188 nucleotides. RefSeq names its product alpha-tocopherol transfer protein-like. Gene Ontology annotation, cellular component: membrane. The record is from RefSeq and is a predicted model, not a curated record. Lineage: Eukaryota; Metazoa; Arthropoda; Insecta; Hymenoptera; Apidae. The transcript has 5 exons. The coding region runs from base 194 to 1114 and encodes 306 amino acids. Gene Ontology annotation, molecular function: phosphatidylinositol bisphosphate binding.